Messenger RNA from Micropterus salmoides (largemouth bass), 1546 nucleotides. It is a transcript of the gene mzt1, whose product is annotated as mitotic spindle organizing protein 1. The record is from RefSeq and is a predicted model, not a curated record. The coding region runs from base 223 to 444 and encodes 73 amino acids. Gene Ontology annotation, cellular component: centrosome; gamma-tubulin ring complex; spindle. NCBI's taxonomy places the organism in Eukaryota, Metazoa, Chordata, Actinopteri, Centrarchiformes, Centrarchidae. The transcript has 3 exons. Gene Ontology annotation, biological process: mitotic spindle assembly; microtubule nucleation by interphase microtubule organizing center; gamma-tubulin complex localization.
CUCCUCCGGUUUUGACGUUAGCGGGCAAGGUAGCUAGCUGCUAAUAUUGUCCCUCAAUGAUUGUGCAAUUCUAAUUUUUGGAGAUCUUAUUAAAAAUGAAUACAAAACGCUUAAAGUCUGCCUGAACUAUUAUAGUAACUCUUGCGUCGCAUCAGAUAACUAUUUAAGUCUUAUGUAAGCCACCUGCUAGCAAGUGUUGGCUAAUUAUAUUAUUUGUAAACUAUGGCAAGUGCAGCAAAUGCAAACCUAAACGCAGUCCGGGAGACAAUGGAUGUGUUGUUGGAGAUCUCCAGGUUGCUGAACACUGGUUUGGACAUGGAGUCUCUGUCUAUAUGUGUGAGACUGUGUGAGCAGGGCAUCAACCCAGAAGCUUUGUCUGCAGUCAUUAAAGAACUGCGUAAAGCUUCUGAAUCCCUCAAGGCUUCCGAAAACUGCACCAACUGAAGUUGCACCCUGAUCAACUCAGAUGGGGAACUUUGAUGGGAUCAUGCCCCAUUGCUGGAUCUGUACCUACCAUGGACUCGCCAAUCAGAUUUGUCUGAGUGUUGGCACACUGUCCCCUCACUUUGUGACUAACUGCUCCUGUUUUUUGCUUUUACUUGUGUCUCAGUUUUUUUUUUUUUUUAAAGGUAUGAACCUCCAGUCCUCUUCCUAAACAAUAUUCUUCUCCUUACAUAAGCGUGAGCUCAUACAUUCUGCCUCAAAUUUGGGUUUGCUCCAAGUCCCUCCUGCUAUUUGUAAAGUGUAAACUGAGAGUGGCGUUAGCAUUGACAUCCUGCCUUAAUUUAAAAGCAUACCUCUCAUUUCUCUCAGUCAACUUGUGUUGCACUUUUCAUAAGAAAAUGGUUUUUUUAUGUGAAUUGUAUAUAAUUAGUUAUGAAUUGUUUUUAUUUUACAACUUAAUCCUUUUGUCAUUUCCAUUGUCCAUGUAACCAUCAAUGAGGGACCUACAUCUAAAUUUAAAUGUUACAGUUGACGGCCACAAGGUGGUGUUGUGCCAUACUUAUUCUAGUCUGAGGUAUAGGUAUUCAUUGAGUGUUAGGUUUUAACUGCAAGUUUCCUAUCUCGUGAGUUUUCCUGAUGUUUAAGAGAAAUGAAAUUCUGUGAUCUUAUCAGGUUCUCUGUGAAUCAGAUAUACCGUAUUUAUUUACCAGGACAGUGCUGUUUUUUUCUGUGUUGUCUUGAUCCUGUUAUAAAAUGUUGCAAAGCAUUUUUCCACAGUGAAUCAUAAAGGUUUCAGAUUUUUACAAUGGAAAUGCUCUUUCCUGUCACACUAGGUGAAAGAGACAUAGAUUGAGGUAGAACAUUUCACAAUAAUACAGACGGAGACCAUGCAUGGGUGAUCACAUCAACGUGUAUUAAAGAGAAGACAUUAACAAGGGUCAUUCUUUACAGCAGGACGUCCUGUUGAACUGAAAUCCUUGCCCCCUUUAUGUUUGUACUCUAUCCAGAAAAGUAUUUGAUAUAUUGCAAACUUUACAGAAAAAAAACAUGUCUUUGAUCAACCAAAAAUAAAGCCCCUACAUCAUGUGUCUAACCACACAGA